CAAAACUAACUGAAUACAACAUUGAGUGCUACUCUGCAUGUCAGCCUCUCACCCGUCCCACCUAGGCUUGAUCUCCUUAUUUCCAAGCAAGUCCAGGUGUCUCACUAGUGGUAAAUGGAAUAUUUAUUUUAGUUGUUACAGCUGACGGUGGCAAAACACAUUACUGUCUACUUUAUUUUAUUUUUUUUAUGUUAUGCUUUUUCUUUAUUUUGGGCCUUAAAUUUCAAAAGGUUGAGAACCCCUGCUCUAAAGCAUGUAUUAUACGGAUAUUAAAAUUAAAGCCUUAAAUAUUUAGCCAGUUUUAAACUGACCUACAUUUAGGUAUAUAAAAUGUGAUGAUAUUAUAAUAAGUAAGAGUGUGAAGUACCUCCCUGGUUUUACUAUAAUAAAAUCAAUCAGUCAAUGUUUCUAAUUAAUUAAAUUGCUCACCUUAGUUUUUCUAAUAAAUAAUUACAAAUUGUAAUUUUGGCUUUAGUCAUAACAAGCUGUACUUCUGUAACUGAUGACUGAUUAUGAUCACAUUAAUCAUUCAGUUCACUCUCCUGCUUAAUAUUUUAAAGAACUGAAGGGAGCAUUAAAAUCACUGGAACAUAAAGACCAACAGCUGGAGGAUUAUAAAAGACGAAUGGAGAGAGACAAAUGCCUAACAGAAAAUAAAAAAAUGCUUCAGAUGAAGGACAAGACACUGGAAGAGAAGGACACACUGCUCAGAGAGGUGAAAGAAAAAUUAGAUAUAACAAAUUACAUGUUAGAAGAAAAUCAGUCUCAGUUGAGAGAGAAAGAAAGACAACUGGAGAGUGUAAUGAAAGAGCUAGACACCAGUAAAACCAAACUGAAGGAGGGAGACAAAGAGCUGCAGGAGAAGGACAGACUUUUAAAUGAGAGUACUGAUGCACUUAACAUGAAGAAUAAAACACUGGAAGAGAAGAACACACUGCUCAGAGAGGUGAAAGAAGAACUGGGGAAAACAAAGAGGACAUUAGAAGAGAAUCAGACUCAGUUGAAAGACAAAGAGAGACAACUGGAGAGUGUGGAGGAUGAACUGGAAUCCAGUAAAAACAAACUAACUGAACGAGACAAACAGCUUCAGGAGAAAGACAGACUUCUAGAGGAGAAAACAAAGCAGCUGCAGGAACAGACAGAUCCAGAAUCAUCAGCCCCCAUCAGGAGAAGAAACAGCAAGGAAGGGUUACAUCCAAAUAUGAGUGGAGAGACUCAGGACUCAGCAGCACCAAUCAGGAGAAGAAACAGUAUGGUGGGAAUUCGUCCUAAUUGUGGAGAAUCGUCUAGUCCACAUUCUCCAGUGUCGGUUCCUGCAGCAGAACUGAGGCUGGUGCUGCUGGGGAGGACGGGGUCUGGGAAGAGUGCAGCAGGAAACACCAUCCUGAGCAGAGAGGAGAGGAACCAGGCUGCUACAUCUACAGCUACAUCUACAUCCACCCAGCAGAGUGAGAGCACACAGGGGGAGGUGGCUGGGAGGAAGGUGACUGUGGUGGACACUCCUGACUGGUUCUCUCCUGGACUCUCUUUGGAGAAGCGGAGACAUGACGUAGGACUCUGUGUCCAUCUGUCCGCUCCAGGACCCCACGCAUUUCUCCUGGUCAUACCUAUAAAGCAGCCUACAGGAGAGGAGAGAGGGAUGCUAGAGAAAAUGGAGGAGAUUUUUGGAGAGAGAUGUUGGAGAAACACCAUGAUCAUAUUCAGUGUCACUGAUGAACUUCAGAAGAAGAACAUUGAGGAGUUUAUUCAAUCAGGAGACCAGGAGGUCCAGAGACUGGUGGAGAAAUGUGGGAACAGGUUUCACUGUCUCAACAUUAAGGAGAGUGGAGAUGGUUCUCAGGUCUCAGAGCUGCUGGUGAAGAUAGAGAAGAUGGUGGAAGGAAGCAGAGAGAAAUUCUACAGCAGUGAGAUCUACCUGGAGACAGAAGCUCAGAUUAGAGUGUUGGAGACUCAGAUCCUGAGGGAAAGAGAAGAGAAAAGGAUAAGAGAGGAGAUGGAAGUGGAGAAAAAAAUAGAUAAGGAGGUGAAGGACUCUCUGAGAAAAAUGGAAGGAAUAAUCCAGGAGCAUGAAGGAGGCAUCAGACAACUAAAUGACCGAACAACUGAACUGGAGAGAAAGGUGAAAGAAGAGAGAGAUGAAGAGAAAAAGAAAGAACUUGAGAGGGAGCUGAAACGAGAGGAAGCGCGAAGGGCAGAAAUGGAAGAAAAGGUGAAGAAACUAAAAGAAAAGAGAGAGGGGGAGAGGAGAGAGAUGGAGGAGAGGCACCAACAGGAGAUGGAGGAGAUCAGGGAGGCGUAUGAGGGAGAGGUCAGGAUGGAGAAAAAAUUCAUGAAGAUCAUGCUGACUGAACUCCAGAGAAACAUUUUGGCCUCUAAAACAAAGAUGCAGGAAGAGUUCAGCAGACAGAUGGAGGAGAAGAACAGAGAGCUGGAGACUCUUAAACAGAAACUUUCAGACCUCACAGAGACUCAGAGUCUACGUAAAGAGGUUUAUGGGAAAGCUGUGAGCAGCUCAGAGUCAGAGAGCGCAGCUGUAACAGGAGAUGUGUCGAAGGGAAUCUUUCAGUCAUUGACCGACUGUUUUGUCACUGGAUAACAGAGGUUAUAAAGCCACAGACACUUAAACAGUCUGAAAUAAAGACAGGACUGAACUGGGACAAAAAAAUAAAAAAUCAUCCCUGGCCUUUUUGCUCCAGGCAGCUCAACACUACAAUGGAAGUAUUGGUCUAGACGGAGACCACCCAUGUACAGUACAUGUCAGAAAAUUUGGAUAAUAAGAAGGAAUCUAAUAAGAAUAUUCCUGUGCCCUGAGAACAGACCCCUCACUGUGCUUUCUGAUGUCUUAUGUGGUAACACCUUCUAUAUCCUGUACCCAGACGAAUAUACAACCACAUGGCUCUUGUCUGCUAGAACCCUUUUGUUUAAUCAGGAGAAUGUAAAUGUAUUUCCUCUCUCUCAUAAGAAAUAAUAUUAUGCCUCAAUGUGUUUGAUGCCUUUUAUACAAUAGAAUUUUGACAAAAUAAUAUGUGAAUAUAGAAGCACAUUAUAUCUAUUUAUAUUUACAGUUCAUGUUGUCGUACAUCCUCAAAACACUAGUUGCUUCUAUAAUUAGUAUUAUAACAUCUAGAAGCACAAUCACCAGACUGUUAGGUCAUGGGCGGUUAUACAACCAUUUCACUGCAUAUCAUACUGUGUAUAUCAUACAAAUUUGUACUAAAUUUGAAUUCAAACAAAGAAUAAAGUGUCAGAGAACCUACUGAUUUUUACUGUAAGUGCAGAUGGGUUGAUGGUUUUACAGAUGUUUUCUGUCCAUUAUUUGUUUGUUUGUUUUCCUGUUUUGUGUUGGAAUGUUUUCAUUAAAAACUUAAAAAACAUAUUGUGGUGAGAUGCUCUGAGCAAAUCCAUAUUUUACAUAAUUUGAAAGUAUUUUGCAUUCCUAAUCAACACUGUCACGUUGGAGCCAUAUAUGACUUUCAUGUGCUGUGAUCUCAAUAAAAUAGAUAUUUUGUUUA
This is a messenger RNA of Clarias gariepinus (North African catfish), 3512 nucleotides long. RefSeq lists its product as uncharacterized. Gene Ontology annotation, molecular function: GTP binding. The record is from RefSeq and is a predicted model, not a curated record. The transcript has 3 exons. Lineage: Eukaryota; Metazoa; Chordata; Actinopteri; Siluriformes; Clariidae. The coding region runs from base 626 to 2596 and encodes 656 amino acids.